AAUAGUGAUGCCGACCCCAAACAUCUCUGGAUCUGCUGGGAAGAGUUUUAGAAGGGCUGUGUCCGAGCUCGACCCAAAACAAGCCGAAGCCAUUCUGUCUCCACGUUUCCUGGGCAGGAGGCAGAGUUUAAUAGAAGAUGCACGGAAAGAGAGAGAAGCAGCCGCAGCUGCUGCAGAGGCCACCGAAUGCACCGAUUCCCUGGUAUUUGAGGAGAAAGAUGGAAAAGCCUUCGUCAACCUGCUCUUCUCUCUCAAGGGAAACAAACCCUCAACAUUAUCACGCACCCUCAAAGUGUUUGAGACAUUUGAAGCCAGAAUCCAUCACCUGGAAACACGCUCUGGGAAGAAGACCGCAGGAGGAUCCGCUGAGAUGGAAUACUUUGUGCGAUGUGAGGUGCACCGUUCAGAUCUUAUCACGCUGAUGAGCUCCAUAAGAAGGGUGUCUGAGGAUGCAAGAAGCACCCGGGAGGACAAAGUUCACUGGUUUCCUACUAAGAUUUCUGACCUGGACAAAUGCCAUCACUUGGUUACUAAAUUUGACCCCGACCUGGAUUUGGAUCAUCCGGGCUUUUCUGACCAGGAGUACCGUAAGAGGAGGAAGAUAUUAGCCGAUAUUGCCUUCUACUACAAACAUGGUGAUCCAAUACCGCGGGUUGAGUACCUACCAGAGGAGAUUGCAACAUGGAGGGAAGUCUAUUCCACGCUCAAGAGUCUGUAUCCGACGCAUGCAUGUAAAGAACACCUUGACGCCUUCCAACUCCUGGAGACACAUUGUGGGUAUAGUGAGAACAAUAUCCCGCAGCUACAGGAUGUCUCCAGCUUCCUGAAAGAGAAAACAGGGUUUCAGUUGCGUCCUGUGGCAGGAUUACUAUCGGCUCGAGAUUUCCUCUCCAGUUUGGCUUUCCGUGUUUUCCAGUGCACUCAGUAUAUUCGGCAUGCAUCCUCACCCAUGCAUUCCCCGGAGCCGGAUUGUUGUCACGAGCUGCUCGGACAUGUCCCCAUGUUGGCUGACAAAACAUUUGCUCAGUUUUCUCAGGACAUAGGAUUGGCUUCCCUAGGUGCAACCGAUGAAGAAAUAGAGAAACUUGCAACGCUGUACUGGUUCACUGUGGAAUUCGGACUUUGUAAGCAGGAUGGAGAAGUGAAAGCCUACGGGGCUGGCCUGCUGUCAUCAUAUGGAGAACUGUUGCACUCCUUGUCUGAUGAGCCCGAGGUACGUCCUUUCGACCCAGAUGACGCUGCUGUCCAGCCCUAUCAGGACCUCAAUUACCAGUCCGUUUAUUUUGUGUCAGAAAGUUUCACGGAUGCCAAAGAAAAGCUAAGGAAUUACGCGUCACGUAUAAAGCGUCCAUUCGCAGUGCGUUACGACCCUUACACUUCAAGCAUCGAGGUACUGGACUCACCAAGCAAGAUCCGAACCUCUCUUGACGAGCUGAGGGAUGAGCUCCAGACUCUAACCAGUGCGCUCAGCACACUUUCCUAGCGCAUCGCAGCGUGCAAAGCAUCGCCUGUUAGCUCAUCCUCCCCAGCAGCAAACUGUAUCAUCUCUACGCACACGCACCCCAACAC
Messenger RNA from Spea bombifrons (plains spadefoot toad), 1569 nucleotides. RefSeq names its product tyrosine hydroxylase (gene TH). The transcript has 13 exons. Gene Ontology annotation, cellular component: axon; perikaryon; cytoplasm. Bases 8 to 1483 code for a protein of 491 amino acids. The record is from RefSeq and is a predicted model, not a curated record. Gene Ontology annotation, biological process: dopamine biosynthetic process from tyrosine. Gene Ontology annotation, molecular function: iron ion binding; tyrosine 3-monooxygenase activity. NCBI's taxonomy places the organism in Eukaryota, Metazoa, Chordata, Amphibia, Anura, Pelobatidae.